Dendronephthya gigantea is the source of this 13441-nucleotide messenger RNA. Its product is annotated as sacsin-like. Gene Ontology annotation, molecular function: Hsp70 protein binding. The record is from RefSeq and is a predicted model, not a curated record. The transcript has 5 exons. Lineage: Eukaryota; Metazoa; Cnidaria; Anthozoa; Malacalcyonacea; Nephtheidae. The annotation marks the transcript as partial.
UUUCCAGGCAGUUCAUUUGGCCCAGAACCACCUCCUUUAACGGAUCUUCUCAAGAAUAUUUUGCUGAGAUAUCCCGAUGGCGGUCAGAUAUUGAAGGAACUAAUUCAAAAUGCGGAUGACGCUGGUGCAAAUGAAGUGAAGAUCCUAUUUGAUGCUACGUCAUAUGGAACCGACUCCCUUGUUUCCCCUGAGUUGGCUUUAUUCCAAGGACCGGCUCUGUACUUCUACAACAACGCCAAGUUUGCGGACGAGGAUUGGAAAGGGCUGCAAAGUCUUAUGAGAAGUAACAAGGAAAAUAACUUGUUGAAAGUUGGUCGCUUUGGUAUUGGUUUCAAUUCUGUGUACCACAUCACAGACUUACCGAGUGUUGUCAGUGACAAAACCGUGGCAUUUCUAGAUCCACAUGAGAAGUAUUUUGGUCGUGGAGAACCAGGUCAAUCUUUUUCUACUGAGGACCCUUUACUAGCUGAACAUUUUAGCCAAUUCGAGCCUUUUCACCAGCUUUUCGACUGCAGACUAGAACAGGGAAGAUCUUAUGGAGGAACACUAUUUCGCUUUCCGUUGAGAAAUGAGCGAUCAAAACUGUCAAAUAAGAUCUACACGAGAGAAAUGGUCGAUAAUCUUUUCGAUUCAUUCAAGAAAGAAGCAGGUGCGAUUCUCCUCUUCUUAAAAAACGUCGACUCCGUAAGCUUGUACAAGCGAGAGCACCGUGGAAAAAUUUCUCAUCUUUAUACUGCCAAGGUUUCUGAACAGUCGAAGAUUGAAGUCAGGAAGAGAAGACAAGAAUUAAUCCAGGAUAUCACGGUGGAGUGGGAUUUUGCCGUGAAAACAAACUUCUUUCGUUUGGAGAUUGAAAGAGAAAGUCCCGGAAAACCUCCAGAAAAAAAUGAAUGGUUUUUAGCGAAUCAGGUUGGAACGAAUGAAAAGAAUCUAAUUAGGCUGGCAAGAGAUCUAAAGUUGUUACCUUGGAUUGGUAUCGCAUUUCCUCUUGAUGCGAACAACAACAUGUCUUCACUUGGAAGGAUAUUCUGUUUCCUUCCACUCCCCCCUGAUGGCGACUGUCGUACUGGACUGCCGGUGCAAGUGAAUGGUUACUUCGGACUAACAGACAACAGACGAGCUUUGAAAUGGCCUGGUCCUGAUUGCCAGAAUGAUGAGACAGCCGAGUGGAAUGAACUUCUGUUGCGUAAGGUGGGAAGUCAGGUGUAUGCAAAUUUGAUCACAAAUAUGGUACAAGAAAGAUCACAUUGUCUCACGCAGAACCUGCUCGCUAAAUUAGUAUACGACGCUUUGCCAGAUCUCAGCCGUGUUAGAGAAGACUGGAAAUGCAUCCUGCAACCGUUUUUCGGAACAGUAUUGGUGAAGGACAUAUUCCUGACAGCUCCGAGAGGAAUUUCUCGUUGGAUCAACCUUGGAGCUGCAAUUAUUGAUCGCCUGCACGAGUCCAAAGAUAUGAGAGAGGAAAUUAAGCGAGUUGUUCUAAAGACGUUGUUGGGAGCUGGCCAGCCAAUUGUUUCACUACCAGGACACGUUAUACAAAUUAUCGAUCAAUAUCAUCAGGUGUCAGGUUGGGGAAACGUUCAACAAGUUACCCCAGAUCUUCUGUGUAACGUCUUGCGCUCAAAUUCCAAUAUUUAUGACCUCGGAAUUUCUUUCCAAGACGGUUUGCUGGACCUGGAAUAUGCCUUGCAAACUCUUCCAAAAAAUAGCAAUAGUCUGCACGGAGUCCCUCUUCUGCCUUUGGAAAAUGGUCAGUUUAUAAAUUUCUCGAUCUUUUCGGACAGGAUCUACAUUUCAUCCGAGAAGCACAGUGUUGAUCUUCUACCCAACAUGAAGCAUCGUCUUCUAUAUCGCAACCUUUCUCAACCAUUGCAACAGAAGCUCAACGAACUUGGUUCUUCCGCAGUAACGCAGUUGCGUCACCCUACCUGUAAUGAUAUCAAGGAAUUACUCUGGGAAAACCUGCCUGAGGGUUGGUCGUGUAAUUAUUUUCCACAACUGGAAACCGUGACGUGGAAUCCGCAUACGGAAGGUCAUCCUUCUUUAGCUUGGCUAGAAUUGGUGUGGAAAUGGAUCAACGAGAAUUACCCAAGUAAUUUGAGCGAGUUUAACGGAAUGCCACUGAUUCCUUUGUCGAUCAGUUUACCUUCAUCCAUGGCCAGACUUCGCAAGAACUCGGCCAUUAUUGUCAGCGAACACCCACUGUGCAAUGAAAAACUUUCAGAAACCCUUUGUGAACUUCUGAAAAGAUCCAAUUGCAUCGUAGUUGAAAAUCUACCCUGCUUUGUGAGACAUUAUAAUAUAUUUCAAUAUAUUUCUCUUCCACGACCUGCAGGUAUUCUCCACGUCCUUUCCUUAGCACAAAAUAAGAUCGUUCAACAACUGGAUUUUACUGAGUCAAAUGCAUCUAAACGUGAACUCUGCCAAACUCUGUCGAGGCUGGAUCGCAUCGAUUCGACUCAAAACGCAUUCAUUCGUACGUUGCCAAUCUUUGAAGCAGUGGAUGGACGCCAUUUCCUGUCCUGCGAAUCGGAGCGAAACGAACCACGUCUUGUUGCACCGCGAAAUUUCGAUUUACCAGACGAAAUCCAAAUUAUUGACCGAGCAAAGAUCAUAUCUUCGUCCAAUGGGGCAAGCUAUCGUUUGUUGGAAAAACUGAACAUGCGAGCAGAGAGCACCGCAAGUUUGAUAAGAAAUCAUUUGGAAAUCUUCUUAAAGUCUAAAAAUAAGAAGCAAGUAAAAGACAAGCUUAUGCUUUGGAUCUUGGAUAAAAUAGACAUGUUAAAUAAAGAAAUGCCAAAUUUUGUCACGUUUAUCGCUCAACUGACUUGUAUUCCUACCGAUAGCGGGAAAUAUUUAGCCCCAAAUCAAUUGUUUGACAACUCUGACGGACUUCUAACGCAGUUGCUACGGUCGAACAACGACGCGUUUCCGACAAGCCUGUUUUUAGGGCCAAUACAAAGACGUAAAUAUGAGCUAAGAGUUCGAAGGAGAGAAGACCUCACUGCUCAUGAUAUUCAUAUGGUUGUGAACGGGAUGACAAACGUAAGUUUAGAACAAGGUAUUGCUGUUGUGGAGCUUUUAAACCAACGACCACAGUUACUUCGGGAAUACACUGAAGUUGGAAGGCCGUUGAAUGUUGUCUUACGCGAUUUGCCAUGGUUACCAAGAGUGUGUGAUCGUCCGAAGAACUAUCCUGAAUUGAUGCCGUGGUAUGAUGGAAUGAAGUUAUGUAAACCAAGCAACAUGUGUCCUGACUCGCUGGCAAUCCUAGUUGGAGCAACAGUGCCUGUUUUUAACAAAACAUGGGUCUCAAAUGAAGUUCAAGGACUGCUUGGUAUGUCAGAGGAAAAGAACGCGUUUCAAGAGGUCAUCGAACAGCUGAAUUUAGCCGUCGCCUCCUGGAAAAGGACAACACAGUUGUCAGUUGGAAAGUUUGAAGAAAUGAUCAAGAGUAUAUACAUGUACCUCGCCCGAGCACCCAAACACGCGAUGCAGCAAUUGUUACAGUCCAAAGGUUUAACUCGGUGGGUUUGGCAUGGAAAAGGUUUUACAUCACCUGAGAAAGUUGCUUUAGAAUCACCUUUUCCGAGAAGCAUCAACCUUAAUCCAAACUUUUACCGCCUUCCGAAUGAACUGUUCAAAGCGAAGGACUUUCUACUUUCACUUGGAGUGAAGCCACAGUUUAAUGUCGAUGAUCUGCUGGUUAUGCUGUCAAACAUAAAGGAAAAGCAUGAUAAUGAAAACGGACCACGUGAGGAUGCGAUGCAAGACUUAGAUCAAUGUCGUGCGGUGUUGGAGUGGAUUGUUAGAAGCUGUGGUGAGUUAUCAGAUGAACGUCGAUCAAAUCUUCUUAUUCCUGUCCAAACAGCCUCUGGAAAGCUUCAACUCGAGCCGUGUAACAAGUGCACUUACUGUGAUCGUGAAUUCCUAAGACGAGGUGCCUCUGAAUUUGAAGUCUCCACGAAGUCAUUUCUCAUUCAUAAAGCAAUUCCUGAUGAUUUGGCUGGUCGUCUUCGCGUACCACGACUCUCGAGCUGCCUUGCAGGAGCCAAAGCACUUGGUGUCAAAUUUAAAGAAGCUGGUCAGUACGAGCCGCUGACCACGAGAUUACGUAACAUUCUUCAGCAGUACAAAGAAGGUGUAGCAAUUUUCAAGGAAAUCAUUCAAAACGCAGAUGACGCACGUGCUUCUAAAGUGUUUUUCGUUGUUGAUUGGAGGGAAAAUCCUCGGGAACAAUUGCUUACUGAAGAACUAGCUAAGUGCCAGGGACCAGCUCUUUGGGCGUUCAACGACGCCAUGUUCUCUGAGGCAGACUUUGAGAAUAUCAACAAGCUUGCUGGCGAGACGAAGAAGGACGAUUUGGACAAGGUUGGUCGUUUUGGUAUUGGCUUCAACUCCGUCUACCAUCUUACUGACGUCCCAAGUUUCGUUAGCGGUGAACACAUUGUGUUUUUUGACCCGAAUAUGAAUCACAUCUCCACAUUGAUGGACGGUAAGAUGAGAAAAGGGGGGAUUAUGUUAAAUUUGGUAGAAAACAAACAUGUCCUGACUGCUUUCCCCCACCAAUUCAUGCCUUACCAUCAGAUUUUUGGCUGUGACAUGAAGGGAACGGGGCCUUUCCACUUCGAAGGGACAUUGUUUCGACUUCCUUUUCGCACAGCCGAACAAGCAGAAGAGAGCGAAAUAUCGAAAGAACCUUACACGCGAGACAACGUCAAGAACCUUAUCAAGUCGUUAAAAGAAAGUGCUUCAAACCUGUUGCUUUUCACCCAAAAUGUAAACGAGGUUCGCCUUUUUGAGAUCCGGAAUUCUAAUCUAAAGACCUCUUUAGGACGAGCAAUAAUUAGCAUCAGAAAGUCUGUUGAGAAAACAUUGUACAAGAAUUUUCAAGGAUCGAUUUUGGAAAACUCAUCGAAAUGGUUGGUAAAUAUUCGACAGUCGGGGGUGAUGGCUGCAUCUGAGGUACCACGCUGUACUGUGUUAUUGAAGAUGAACAUAUCAAUGCUAAAAUCUCACCUGAGCGAAGUAUCAGAAGUUGUUAAAACAAGUGAAACAUGGCUUGUUAAUUCCUGCAUGGGUGGGGGAUCUUCUCUUCAGAAGGCGCAAAGUGCUGACGGUAAGAAGAACGCUGUUGUUCCCGUCACUGGGGUAGCUGCCAUGUUGACGCUUUCGAAUAUUCACGGCGUGAAAGUUUUUACCAUACCUGGUGAGGUAUUCUGCUUCAUGCCACUUCCUAUCUCUUCUGGGCUUCCUGUGCAUGUCAACGGCUCUUUUUCAGUUCAUUCGAACCGUCGUCGUUUAUGGGAAGAAGGAGUGGGUGAAGAUAAGUUCUUGAAACCAUUUGAAGCAGAGUGGAACGAAGCAAUAAUGGAAGAUUCCUUAGUUCAAACGUACCUUCAGCUGCUACAAGACAUUUCAUCUUACAAUACUAAGCAGUACGAGUUUCACACUCUUUGGCCUGACCCACCGCAAGUGAACUACCCCAAAGCGUGGAAACCUUUCCUUCAUUCAUUCUUCAACCAAAUAAUCGAUGGAGAGUGGACACUUUUUUAUUGUAAUAAAAGUUGGAGAAAGCUUCAAGAUUGCCUUAUUUUGGAUUCGCGACUUGACAAGGUUACCGAAUGCGUUGCAAUUAUGACUAUUCUCGGUGGAAAUAUUCUAUCACUUCCGCCUAACUUUAUCGAAGCUUUUAAAUCUCACGGAAAAGAAACUUUCAUGAGGAGUCGUAUGUUGACCGAAGAUCGGUUUCUCAGAGAAUUCUUUUUUCCAAAUGUUUCUGGGAUUCCAAAAGAACUUCGUAAUUCUGUUCUUCUUUACAUUCUGGAUCAACGACUAAGUAAAGAACGGAGCUACGAUGAACUGUUACAAACUAGUCCAAGUUUCCGCUGUUCUAAAGAUGGAACGGUGUUGCGAUGCGCAAAAGAACUUGUCCAUCCAAAGGGUAAAGCUGCCUGCUUGUUUGAUGAAGAAGAGAAGCGAUUUCCUUUAGACGAUCCCUUUUUAGAGAAAGGACGAGCAAUGAUGUUGGAAGAGCUAGGAAUGGCGAUUGAUUUAUUGCCGUGGAGCAGUUUGUGCGAGCGAGCUGAGUGGGUUUCCGAUCGUGGUGAUGCAGCAAAAGCAAGAUUACUUAUUCAAUACCUGAAUGAAAUGCCCCGGUCGUGUGAAAUUACAGACGAAGAAGCAAGGAUUCUACGAGCUGCAAAGUUUCUUCCAAUUUCGUCAAAACCCGAAAAAUAUCCUUUUCCUUGGAAGUUUGACGAAAUCUGUGAGACGAAGUUAGCUGCGGCCGAUAACCUUUACCCCCAUCGAUAUGGACAUCUUGUUGGUUCGUCCCACCUUAUCCUGGCUGAAGCGCCUAACAGUCCAACUGCACCAAAUGAGUCCCUGAAGAGAAUCCUUGGGUUUACCACAAAAAAACCUGAAUUGUCUGAUGUCAUAGCACAACUUGAUCGAGUCAUCGAGCAACGUAACCACAUAACCCGAGAAAUAAAGGAGUUCUUAUGUAGAAAAAUUUACGAGUUUUUUAGAAAGAUUGCAUGCACUAAGAAAUACAAAGAACAAAAAUCUUAUCUUCGAAAACAGCUGGAAUGCCGACCGUGGAUGCUCGUCAAAGGUGAAAUGGUGGAUCCAAAACUUGUUGCGUGUAACUGGAAAAACGAAGAUGGUGCGCCGUAUCUGUUCGCCUUGCCUACGGAGUACAGUAGAAAAUUUGAAGACUUACUUUCUUGGUAUGGAAUAAGGGAUACAUUUCGCUCGGAGGACUUCAUUGAAGCAAUUUUCAAGCUAAGAAAAGACUAUACUCGCAAAAGAGUGUCAGAUGAAACAAUACGUACCCUUAUUGUUUUUCUUGAAAAUGUAUUCAGUUCUCCUGAAACGAAACCUGAAUGUCCUUUACCCCUUCCAAGUGCUGACGGUAAGUUGUAUGACGCAGACGAGCUUGCGAUUAACGAAACGCCUUGGCUGGAAACUGAUGGCACGGAUAUCAAAAUUGUGCAUGAGAAAAUCCCCGUGAUGUUGGCUUACAAGUGUGGCGCAAAGGAUCUCAGGAACGCAGAUUUGGCUCGUUCCUCUGAACCUUUUGGUCAACCAUUUGGGCAACACGAAAGUCUAACUGAUCGUUUAAAGAAUAUUUUGAAGGUUUAUCCGGAAGACGAAGGAAUAUUAAAAGAGCUUUUGCAAAACGCAGACGAUGCUAAAGCCACUGAAAUUCAUUUCAUAUUUGAUCCUCGAACGCACGGUACUAAACACGUCUUCUCUGAGGGUUGGAAAGAGCUUCAAGGCCCAGCAAUUUGUGUCUACAAUAAUCAGCCAUUCUCCAAAGAGGAUAUCAAAGGUAUUCAGGAUCUCGGUAUCGGAAGCAAAGUAGGUGAUCCUGACAAAACAGGACAAUACGGUAUCGGAUUCAAUGCAGUUUACCAUCUCACAGAUUGCCCGUUCUUUAUUUCAAAUGAUGAAGUCAUAUGUGUUUUUGAUCCACAUGCAGCUUACGCUCCUGGUGCAAACGAAAGCAAACCAGGACGGUUGUUCAACAAGCUUGACCAAAAGUUUCGAAGAAAUUACUGUGACGUCUUCUCUUCUUUAUUGGAUGAUCUGUUUGAUACUACAGCUAGCACAAUGUUCCGUUUUCCUCUUCGUGGCCAUGCGAAACUCCAGCCCAACAUUUCCACCACCCAGUGGGAUGAAGAAAAAGCGAGACGUCUGUUCAAACGAUUCCGAGAAUCUGCCAAAAACAUGCUGCUGUUCCUGAACAAUAUUACCAAGAUCUCUAUUUCUGAGAUAAAAGGCGACAAGCUAGAAACUUACGCUGUGGAAUGCGUGGUUCCUGAUUGUAGCAAACGGACUGCAUUCUCUAAAAAGAUCAAAGAAUGUAGUAAAAUGCCAACUCAAGAAAUCCAGUUUCAGCCGACCCACUACGCUAUGGUAAUAUCAGAUACGGAAAACGUAAAAGAGGAUUGGUUGAUAACACAGAGCCUAGGAUAUACGGGAAUUGAAAGUGACUCAAAAGUACCUAAUGGUACCAAAAUUGGAUUGUUACCGCGAGCUGGAAUUGCAAUUUGCUUAACUUCAACCGUACCUAGAAGUUCUUUUUUCCGCUUUUCCCUAUUAUGCGUGCUUCCACUUCCAGUUAAUUCGAAUUUCCCCGUUCAUAUCAAUGGCCAUUUUGCACUCAACGAAUCGCGCCGUGUUUUGUGGUAUGAUAGUAACGGUUCGGACGAACGGCAUUUAUGGAAUAACUUUAUGAAACGUCAAGUCAUAGCUCCAGCUUAUGCCAAUGCAAUUUUUCAAGCGAGAAAGCACAUUCCCAGAUAUCAAGCUGAAUCCGAUACUUUAGGCACGUUUCCUUCCAAGAAAGAAGCUGAGGAUGGCCUCGUGUGGUAUCAUCAGUUGUUCCCUUCCAUUGAAAAUCUUGAUACCUCUUGGAAGCCCGUUGGAGAAGCGCUUUACAAACAUUUCCUGCCGAUGUUUCCUGUUUUGCCAGUCGCUUUGUCAGUUCCAGAAUGGAAGAGGAAACUACAGACAGACGCCUCUUCUGUAUCGAAAGAAGAGGAAGAUCAGACUCCUGUAAAAGUCACCUGGUGUAAAGUUAAUGAUGCAUACUUUUGCAUCUCGGGGAUGUCGUGGAGCCUCGAAAAGACGUUGCUGGAUAUCGGAUUUCAUCUUCUCUCGCACACUCCGUGGAGAGUUCACAAGAGUUUUAGCACGGUUGAAUGCAACCGCGAUGCGACCCGAGAUCGUGUUAGAGAGUUUCUUUCCAACCAUAGGGAGGUUAAGGGUGAUCUACCAAAGCACGUCAAGGACACCUUUCUUCGUGGUGUUGAAAAUGUUCGUGAAGUCACUAAGUAUUGCGCCAAAGAAGAUAAAUUCCUCGAAAAUCUCGAAGGCCUACCAUUGCUACUCACCCAAGAUGGGAUACUUCAUAGCUACCAUUGUGGUGACACAGUUUUCUGCAGCAAAUUUAGUAAACUGCUGCCCUUCAGACCUGAUCUCUUUCUUGAAAAUUCACUCCGAGCAUUUUAUUCAUCAGAUCUCAAAAAGUGCUCCAAUGUUAUGCAACAACUCACUAUACCAGACCUUGCUAGAUUUCAAACGACCCUUUUCCCGCCAACAUGGAUCGGCACCACUUCCCACCAACCAUGGAGCCCAAAUUCACAAGACAACGCCUUUCCAUCGAAAGAUUGGCUUGUAUUGCUCUGGAAUUUCAUCAAUUCUGUUUCCAAAAAAAUGGAAAAUGAUAAAGAAUACGAAAGUAAAUUGAGCAAUCUCCUAGAUGAAAUCGCUGGUUGGCAUAUAUUUCCAACGACGCACAAUUGCCUUGUUCCAGUUUCUAUGGGCAAAACAGUUCUCAAUGUCAGCACUUAUAUUAACAGCGAUACACUUCAAGACAAAACCAGAAGAAAUCUGUUGGUGAAACUGGGUUGUCCGCAGCUGAACCUUAAAAUAAUUGCGCCUUUAUCUUUCAAAUCGUCCGAAUCAGUCAAACCUACCGGAGCUACUGCAGUUUGUAAGAAAUACUUAGCAAUGAUUCAGUCAACGGAGGACGUCCUAGGACUGUUGCACCGCACUUUAAACGGCGUUGAAAAUGUUGAAACGAUACUUAAGGUUGACGAAAUCCAACAGCUUCUUAUGUUUUUGCAAAGUUGUUGUUCCCAGCUUUCUUCCUCCCUUCUGGUGGAACUUCCAUUUUAUCAAACCAUCAGUGAAACAUAUUCAAGGAUAUCUAAGUGCAACGGUGUUUACGAAGUACCAGACAACGUUCCUGUGGACGACCUUCAAGUCCUUGCUUCAGUUACAGACAGUAUUUUCUUGCUUUGUGUUCCAAAACUGGCCGAUCUUUACCGACACGUCGGGAUAAAGGAAAUUACACCAAUGGAUUUCUACCUGUUUACAGUUCUAAGGCACUUCGAGCAUUUAAGUCCUAGUGGACGAGUAAAUCAUUUAAAGUUUGUCAGAGACCAACUUCUACAUGAGCAUUGUGAAAGUUACGAGGAACUAUUGUCUUUAAUGAAGAAGCUGCCUUUUAUUUCGGAUCAUUUAGGCAAACUUCAUCCAGCAGACGAGUUCUAUGACCCUGAAAAUGAGAUAUUUCAGAAAUUCGUGCCGAGUGGAAAAUUUCCUCCAGAGCCGUUUGAUUCCGACAGAUGGAAAGAAUUUCUAGAGAAAGUUGGUCUCCAGUGCUCCGUGACUCAAGACCAUUUCAUGCAGUAUGCCUAUCAGUUGGAAAUGGAAGCUCGCGAUCAUCCUAAUGCAGAUCCGGCGAAAGAAAUCUUGAAAAAGUCAAGUUUUUUGGUCUCGCAUUUAUAUGAAAACCAAAGUUUGCACGAAUCGUCAUUUCUUUCUCAAAUUUCCAGGAUCGAGUUUGUUCCUGCUGCCAAGAUAAGGAAGUUGUAUCUCGACAUUUUUCCUGCACAUACAAAUUCGAUUCUUACACGUUUUAAAGGUUCGGUGGUUGAAUCCAAGGUAGCCCUUGUAUGGUCAAGUGCGUCAAUAAUUGCGGCAAAAGAAUAUAAUACUUAUGGAAGAAGAAAAUGGAUGAAAUCGCUUGGAAUACAUUUUAUACCUCCGUGUGACUUUGUUAUCUCACAUAUUAAAAACAUUUCUGGCCGUUUUUCACCUACUAAUAACAAAGAAAUUCCCGCGAAUUUGCGAGCAAACCUUGUUGAUGUGACAACAAAUAUAUACAGUUUUUUCAAAGAAUUGUGCAACGUGGAUUCUUCUCGUUGUUCGUGUGAAAACAUUGGAAGAGUGCUUCGUGAUGUUCCCGUGAUAAUGGUCGACCAACAUACAUUCGUUCGCGGCAAUCAGCUCGCGUUCAACGGAGUAGGGCGUUCUAUGAAUCCAUACAUGUUCAAAAUCCCUCGUUCUCUUCAACAAUUUGAGCACUUCUUAAAACGUCUUGGAGCUCAGGAAUAUCCGACGCCUCUUCAAUGCUCUUCCGUACUAGAAGCGAUCAAGAGAAGCUGUGGAAACAAAAACAUGCUCCCAGGGGAGAUUUCUUCAGCAGUCAGCGCAACGAAAAGUUUGUUCGUGGGUUUGAGCUAUGAUAGAAGACGCCUUGAAAAAUCGAGGGAUUCCACUUGCGGUGAAGAACAAUCUUUGGCAAACGUUCAUAAUCUUUAUCUCCCAACUGAAGACAAUUAUCUGAUGAGAUCUUGCGAGGUUUUUUUCAAUGACACUAUGGAGAGAAAAGAACGUUUAAAAGAUUAUCGGGAGGAGCUGCUCAUCGAUUUAACUAUGAGAGAUCAAGAAACUCCUGCAAAACUGGUCGAGCUUUUACCGAGCCAUUUGAAAGUUCAAAAGUUAAGUUCCAAACUAAAUGAAGAGUUGUGUCCGAGUUGCGCCGUUUGUAUUGCUGAUCAAGAUCCAAUGGAGCCGUCUUGUGAUUUCAUUAAUCGAUAUCGUGACAUCAUUUGUUCACACGAAUUAGAAGAGGCGUUGAUACGGUUGUAUAAGUUCCAAGAAAAAGUCGCCAUCGUUCCAAAGAAUGUGGAAAAUGAACUGCGAAGCCUUAAAAAUAGUGUCAAAGUUUCAUGCAUGAACCCACUUAAGGUACGCCUCGUUACGAGAGCAACCAAUGAACCAAUUCCAGACAGCGAGUCAGACGUUCUCUCUUUUUGUCAAGAAAAUGAGGAUGGGUUUUCCAUCCUUAUUAAGCACGGUGAAAAGAGUAAUCCAAGUGUAUUACACGAGAUGUUAAGCUCUUUUAUCUGCAGAGUUACAGUGCAGCAUAUCAGCAAGGAUAAUUGGCGUUUUCUAAUGAUGAUACUGGGUGUCAGAGACUCCAGUGAAAUAUCUAAGACGUUGGAUGAUGCUCGAGUGCCAACUAUCGACAGCAAUACCUUAGAACCAAGUGCGGGGGAUAGGAUCCCGGACAACGUGCAUGAUUUUUUGAAGAAUAAUAUAAAUUACCAUCUGCGGGAAGGCGAAUGGGUUGGAUAUGCAAUGCAGGAGGAGAGCGAGGAAGAUGAUGCAGUAUAUAUAUUUGCCAAGAUCGUUGAACAAACAAGCCAAGGCGAAGGGAAAUUUGCAUUCAACAGCAGAUACAGGAUUGAUAUUGGUGAGAAAGAGCCAAUUGAAGUUAGCAAAUUAAAGCUUUACAAGUUUGAUCGUGAAAGUAGAGAAGCCGUUGGAGAUGAAAGAGGUUCAAGAAAAGAGACUAUGGAUGUGGCCCACUAUGAAGGUGAUGGGACAGAAUUUGAUGUUUCUAGGCAGUCAACCACUACCGCUCAUGAGCCUGCUGUGCUUGAAGAUGCAAAAAAAGAGGUCGCCGAAGCACUGAAAGAAAUCUGGGAGAGUCUUGGAGUGUCCGACAGAACGAGUGCUGUAAGACGUCUGAUCCGACGAUGGCAUCCGGACAGAAAUCUGGGUCGUCAAUCAUUUGCUACCGAAGUAACGCAAUUUUUGCUCAACGAAGUCGAGCGUUUGGAAAGAGGCGGGGAGCCUGGCUACCAUCCUGACGAUGGCAAUUCGCACCAAUCUGCAAGAGAUCCAACCUGGAAUGGACCCGACUUCAGGGAAUAUUUCCGGGCACACGGGGAACGGACAAGACGUCGACGACAACCUCGCGACGAGAGAAGACACGCUCACGACGACGGUACCGAGCCGGCGAACAGCAAGAAAGCGGCACAAUGGAUGCGUCAAGCCGAGAAGGAUUUUGAUACAGCUAGUUACCUUUUCCGGAGCGACGAGGAAUCUUAUUACUCAUACACGUGUUUUCUGUGCCAGCAAGCGGCUGAGAAGGCACUGAAAGCUCUCAUGCUUGCGAAAGGUUUCCUGGAAAGGAGCGAUUUGGAUGGCCACGACGAUCUGGGUUUAGCAUAUCGAGCGUCGGAGAUUGAUCCCCGCCUUCGUGCUAUUCCGGAAAUGGUCGGAGUUAUGCAUGCACGGAGGUAUUAUAUCAAGACACGUUAUCCUUACUACACAAGAGAGGAAAAUCCCGGCGAUGACAGCAUUCCGUCCGAGUUGUUUUCUCGGGACGACGCUGAAGAGGCCCUGGCAAAAACACGAGAAAUUUUACAGCUUCUUCGAAAGGUCAUGGUUUAGAGUCGUGCAUUGACUGUGCGUCUGUGCCAUGGGGCUAGUUGUUUAAAACCUUAUUGGCGCUAUCAGGGAGUCAACCUAUUAACUUGAUAAAUAACUGUCAGAGAGUUUGCAAUAACCCAGCCUUUAAUACUGCUUUUUAUCUAGUGAUAUGAAUCGUAUUAACUGUUGUCAUGAACAGCUAACAAGUAAUUUUAAUAGAUGUAAAAAAGUCCGGACGGUAAUUUGUCUUUUAUUUUUUAUAAGGAUCUGUUCACACAAUCUCUAAUUUAUCGCAUUAUUAACCUUGUGCUCUCUCCUCUGCAGAUUUUUUUGUCGGGUUUGUAAAGGGUUUUAUGGUUUUACAAAAACCAUUGCGGAGGAGAGAUAACCUUGUGUAUAAUUUUAGCCUUAAUUAAAA